ACAGUCUCUACUGACCAAAAGUCGUCUGAGGGUCGCGAGACCAUCCGAGGUCAACUGAGCCCAUCAUGGCGACAGGCCAUGUGGCAAAACUUUGGCUGGUGGCUCUGCUGGUAGCAGUUGCGCUGUCUCCGACAGUCACCGCUGCCACGACAGCCGCUGCUGGCACGGAGACGACUGCCAAAACUGACGCUGCAGAUGACAGCAUGGCAGCCGAUGGCGCCGUGGAGAAAACCACCGCGGCGCCUCAGGUCGACCCAGCUCCUGAAGAUGGCCCCAUGGACGACCAAGACGAGGACGAAGACGACCCUCCCACCGGCGUCGGAGCCGCAGCUGAUGCCGGAGCCUCCGUGGGAGAUGAUGUCGAAGAAUCCGUUGAAGAGGACGAUGAAGAGGAAGAAGAGAAGGCGGGGACGGGGAAGCGGUCGGUGCAGGACACGCUGAACAUCGUCAGGGGGAAAGCGAGCUCGACCUGGGAAGCCACGCAGAAGAAGCUGAAAGAUAUGUUUGAGGAAAACAAGGAGAAAUUCAAGAACACCGUAGCUGGAUGGCCAGAUAAAGUCAAGAAUAAGUUCAGCAAACUACCUGAGGAUGUCAAAACUAAAAUUUUCGGCGGAAACGUAAAAGGUCUCACUAAAGAAGAGAUCAGCCAGCUCAACAAGGGUCAGCUCCGGAUGCUGAUGCCU
Messenger RNA from Amphibalanus amphitrite, 683 nucleotides. RefSeq names its product ATP-dependent RNA helicase dbp-8-like. The transcript is spliced from 4 exons. The record is from RefSeq and is a predicted model, not a curated record. The annotation marks the transcript as partial. NCBI's taxonomy places the organism in Eukaryota, Metazoa, Arthropoda, Thecostraca, Balanomorpha, Balanidae.